Messenger RNA from Gossypium raimondii (Peruvian cotton), 1027 nucleotides. RefSeq names its product proteasome subunit alpha type-3. The record is from RefSeq and is a predicted model, not a curated record. The coding region runs from base 66 to 815 and encodes 249 amino acids. Gene Ontology annotation, biological process: ubiquitin-dependent protein catabolic process. Gene Ontology annotation, cellular component: proteasome core complex; nucleus; proteasome core complex, alpha-subunit complex. NCBI's taxonomy places the organism in Eukaryota, Viridiplantae, Streptophyta, Magnoliopsida, Malvales, Malvaceae. The transcript has 9 exons.
AGAAGAAGAAUAAGACCAAACACAGCGAACAUCCUAGUAGGGGAAGGCAGAGAGAAGAAACAAAGAUGAGCAGCAUAGGCACUGGCUACGAUCUCUCCGUCACCACUUUCUCUCCCGACGGCCGCGUUUUCCAGAUCGAGUACGCCGCCAAAGCCGUCGAUAACAGCGGAACUGUGAUUGGAAUUAAAUGCAAAGAUGGGAUCGUUAUGGGAGUGGAGAAGCUGAUAGCAUCAAAGAUGAUGUUGCCUGGUUCUAAUCGAAGAAUCCACUCAGUCCAUCGUCAUUCCGGCAUGGCAGUUGCUGGAUUAGCAGCUGACGGUAGACAAAUUGUGGCUCGUGCUAAAUCUGAAGCUACCAAUUACCAAAGUGUGUAUGGUGAACCCAUCCCUGUCAAAGAACUUGCUGAACGUGUAGCAAGUUAUGUGCAUUUAUGUACCCUUUACUGGUGGCUCCGGCCCUUUGGCUGUGGCAUAAUUCUCGGUGGUUAUGAUAGAGAUGGUCCUCAAUUAUACAUGGUUGAACCAUCUGGCAUCUCUUAUAGAUACUUUGGUGCUGCAAUUGGGAAGGGAAAACAAGCUGCCAAAACAGAAAUUGAAAAGUUGAAUCUGUCCGAAAUGACAUGCAGAGAAGGGGUUAUUGAAGUAGCCAAAAUCAUCUACAAGGUACAUGAUGAAGCAAAGGAUAAGGCCUUUGAACUUGAGAUGAGUUGGGUCUGCGAUGAAUCAAAGCAACAACAUCAAAAGGUUCCUGAUGACCUGUUAGAGGAAGCGAAGGUUGCUGCUAGGACUGCACUAGAAGAGAUGGAUGCUGAUUAAAUUGUUAGUGAAGCCAGAAUAGUCUUUGUUAUUGAUAUUUUCAUCUUCAUGAAUCCCCAUUGUUAUGGUUUAAACUGUCCUCGUAUCAUUUUUCAUAUAAGAUCCCCGCUGACAAUUUUUUUUAGGAACAUGGAUUUCAAACAGAACUAUAAACUAUGCCUUUGUCACUUUUUAUUUAGGCUUCAACAGUGCAAACUAAGAAUUUACAAAAA